GAAGGGGGCAUGCGCACUGCACGGUGCGCUCCUACGACGCACCGACUCCACCGCCGGGACGCAAAGUGCUCUUCUGCCUGUUUUGUAUUCACUAGUUUCUGUUCCAACCCGUCCUGUCGGUAAGGCGCCGCCAUGCCUGCAGCUCAGUUGAAGUGAAUCUGCUCAGCGCUCUGGAAAAGGUUCAUGUGUUACAGAGAGAAAGGGGACCUGUUGAUCGUCUGCUGGCUCUGCAAUGGAGGAGCCAUACAGACGUUUGUGACAUUUAGCAGACAACACAAAGAAAAGCGUGACUCCUGCGCCCUGUCAGGCACCAGAGGAGAGCAUGGAUACUCAGUGUGCCUUGGAAGCUGUGGAGAGACUGCAAGCCAAACUGAAGGAGAGGGGGGAGGCCCCCACUCAGGAGAAAUUGUCCCUGCUGAAGACUGUCCUACAGAGCCCACUGUUUCUGCACAUACUCAGCUUGCAGCAGGCUAAGCGCAAGCCCCCAGCAAAGGGGAAGGGGAUUUCCAAGUCGGUGUCCAUGAACUGUGGCCAGUGCCCAGACUUACCGCUGGGUUUGAAGGCGCUUAGCCACAGUGACUCAUACACAUGGGCUGUGGAGAACCAAAGGUCAUUUCAGAGAGAUGGCAGCAAUUCCUCUCUCUGCUCACAGGAGCUCUCCUUCUCAGACAUCUACCCAGAUGGCUCCACUCGCCCUGAGUCCCAGUACUGCACUCCUCCUCGGAUCUCACGCACCAUGUCGAUGGGGAGAAACCUUUCGGCUAUUGCACACGAGAGGCGUCACAUUGAGAUAAUAGAGCUGAGCAAUGAUGGGAAAGGCCUUGGCUUUGGCAUCGUAGGAGGACGCAGCACAGGAGUCAUGGUCAAGACCAUCCUCCCGGGAGGAGCAGCUGGGAGGGAUUGUCGCCUACGUGGUGGUGAUCAGAUCCUGCGGAUUGGAGAUACAGAUUUAGCUGGCAUGAGCAGCGAACAGGUGGCUCAGGUGCUGCGGAAUGCUGGUAGCAGAGUGAAACUCCUCAUAGCAAGAGAUGUUCCCAGAGACAAUCAUGUCUCCUCUCCUGUCCUCAAACAGGACAGCUUGGAUGGGAAGCUCAAUGACUUAAAUGAUGACUAUGAGUUUAGUGUCCAGUUCACUAAAAACAGCCGGGGUCUUGGAUUUACUAUCUCCAGCUACGUGGGAGACCUAAACUCGGUCUACAGUGCUGGUGUGGUGGUGAAGAGCAUAGUGAAAGGAAGCUCUGUGGAUCAAGAUGGAUGCAUGCGAGUUGGAGACAUCAUCUUGUCUGUAGAUGGGGCGAGCCUUCAGGGCUGCAGUGAGCAGCGAGCCAUGGAGGUGCUCAGGAGGACUGGUCCACUGGUCAGACUGAGGUUGCUGAGAAAAGCCGUCUGCCUGAGCCACAUCCUGCCCCCUGUUCCUCCUCUGCAGCCCCUCCGACACUCUCACAGUUUCCAUGAAGGCAAUCCGUACAGACCGAGUCUCAACAAGAUUCAAGAGACCAGUACUUUACACUCUAGCUCAAGAGGAAUCUGCACUCUGCGUGAAAUCUCCCGGCGAGCGGCAUAUGCCAGCAGACGACCUCGACACGAAUCCAGAGAUGGUGGGAAACUGACUCCAUCUGAAGAGGGGAACCUGAGGCAGAGGUGGCAGAAUGCAGUCGGACCCCGAUAUGAAGUCAUUGUGUGUCAGCUGGAGCGGUUCAGUGAGACCAGCGGCCUGGGCAUCAGUCUGGAGGCCCGUGCAGGACAUCACUAUCUGUGUUCUAUAUUACCUGAAGGCCCCAUUGGGCAAAGUGGCCAAAUCUUCAUCGGAGAUCAGAUAUUAGAGGUAAAUGGGAUCCCCCUAAUCGGAGAGACCCAUAAGGAGGUGGUCAAUAUUCUAAAGGAGCUACCGAUGCGGGUGUACCUUGUGUGCUCUCGUGUUGUGUCCCCUCCAAUUCGUGAUAGUGAUGAGGAAAAUGAUGAAGUCUGUCUCAGCCUGAAAGAGCUGCUGGCUGAGUUCAAUGACAAGCUGGACCAGGGCUGUGUCAUCCCCUGUCCUACAGCUGAGGACAUUACCAAGCGCGGCGUGCCCCCUAUGUCACCUCCUCUGGCAAUGUGGGAGAAAGACGCUCAGGUGGUUGAACUGGAAAAAGGCGAAUCGGGAUUGGGCUUCAGUAUCCUGGAUUACCAGGAUCCAGAAGACGCCUCAAAAACAGUCCUGAUAAUCCGGUCCUUGGUGCCCGGAGGUGUAGCAGACCUAGACGGUCGCCUGCUACCUGGUGACCGAUUAAUGUUUGUUAAUGAAGCUGACCUAGAAGGCUCCAGCUUGGAUUAUGCUGUGCAUGUCCUGAAGUCCACCGGCUACGGCCCCGUUCGCAUCGGUGUUGCGAAACCUCUGCCGCUGGAGCUGUGCGGUGGCUUGACACCCAUUGCUGAGAGGAGUGCACGGGCUUCGACCGAUGACGCGGACAGCCAGACUCAGAUCAGCCUGCUAGCAGAGCCAGCCGAGGCUAAUUUCAACAUCUCAACUUGGAAAUCAGAGGACAACUUCAGCCAGCAGUGUCACGCGGAAAACAAGCUGCGUCAUCGCUUCGGUGUCAUGGACAAUGAAAACGGGCAGCAUGCGCCACCUCUGCCCCCCCGUACAAGCUUUGAGAGGACAAUCACUGUUGUCCGGGGCAACCGUAGCCUUGGGAUGUCGGUGAGCGCUAUCAAAGACGGCACAGGCAUGCUGGUCCGGAGUUUGGUCCAAGGGGGCUCUGUUUGCCAGGACGGCAGACUGGGGGUGGGUGAUGUCAUCUUGGCCAUCAACGGAGCAGCCACCUCUAAUCUGACCAGCACCCAGGCCAGGGCCAUGCUACGCAGACACUCUGUCAUAGGGCCAGAGAUAAGUAUAACCUACGUUCCAGCUAAUCAGGUAGAUGAACACCGAAGUCGUCUCUGUUUGCCCCCUCUGGCAUCCAUCCCAACAGACAGUGCAUCUUCUUCACCCGUCUUACCAACACCUGAACCUGAGCCCGCAUCAGUCCCGGCCAGGCCCUCCAGUCCCCCGGCUUCAUCAACACUCAGACCAUCAGCUUCAGUCAAACAUAAACCAGCAGCACCUGAUUCAGCUGCAGUGAAGACCUCUGCUUCAUUUAAGACAUCGUAUCAAAGCCCGGCCAUGGUCCCCACCAUCAUCCUAGCGUCAGACACAAGUUGGCAAUUUCCGAAAUAUCCUCAAAAAAGUUUGGAGAAGGAAAACGAUGGUGACACGGUGAAGGAAAAAAGAGAGAAAGCGACUGUGGAUGUAAAAGUUCCAACGCCUGAUGUGCACAUAACAGUGGAUGGAAAGGAGGAGAACAAUAAAGAGUUUCAUUCGUGCACAACAAUGUCUUGGGAUCAACCUAGAAGAGUGCAGCUGACUCGAGCACCAGGCCAAUCCCUGGGUAUCAGCAUCAUGGGAGGCAGAGGAAUGGGGAGAAGGCUGAGCAGCGGGGAAAUGAUGAGGGGUGUCUUCAUCAAAAACAUCAGCCCCGACAGCCCAGCUGCUCAUAAUGGCACCCUCAGGAUUGGAGACAGGCUCCUGGAGGUAAGCGGCGUGGACCUCAGAGAUGCCAGCCAUGAGCAGGCAGUAGAAGCCAUCCGUCGGGCCGGAGACACUGUGGUCCUUGUGGUUCAAUCUGGACAAGCUGAAUCUCAGUCUCCUAAUCCCAUCAGUCAUGAAAGACUAUCUCCGACACCACUGUCCAACUCACACAACAACAAGGAAGCAGAAACUCCCAGCAGUCUGUUCCUUAGUCUCUCCCAUGCAAAUCCCUUCACUCCCACACCCUUUAAGGCACCUUCGCCGUCCUCCGAUAGAAUGGAUCGGAGAAGCCCCAUAAAUGUCACACCCCUAGUCGUAGCGGCAGCUGAAGACGGAGACAACACUAGCAGGAAGAAGAUGCUUCAGCGCUAUGGCAGCCUGUCAGGAAAGCUUCACAUGAUUGAGCUAGAGAAAGACCCUGCAGCUCAUGGUCUGGGAAUCAGCCUUACAGGCAACGAGGAAGGCUCCCGGGCUCGCAUGAGUGUCUACGUGGCGGAAAUAGACCCUCAUGGGCCUGCUGGCUUGGAUGGGAGGAUACAGGUUGGAGACGAACUACUGGAGAUCAAUGGUCAGAUCUUGUACGGCCGGAGUCACCAAAAUGCAUCCACCAUCAUCAACAAUGCCCCAUCUAAAGUCAAGAUUAUCCUCAUUAGAAACACACCAGGUCAGAUGGCGAAGGGAAUCAGACGAGGGAGCACGGACAGAGGGAAUUGUGAACCAGACACGGUGGAGGGUAAAGGACUAUCCAUAGGCCUUGAGCAUGUCGUCUUACCUCAGAAUCACGUGGGUCUUGGCCUUCACCUUGAUACAGAUGAGUCCAAAAAAGGGGUGGUGGUUAGGUCCAUAACUCAGCACAGCACUGCCAGUAAGGAUGGAAGGAUAAAAGUUGGAGACAGAAUUGUAGCAGUGGGUGAUGAACAUGUCACUGGAUUGUCAGUGGAAAAGGUGUCCAGUUUGAUAGUCAAACACCGGGUCACUGUCAAACCCUCCAUCAGUCAUUCCAAGAGUCUCUCUGCCUCUUCCCCUCUUCCUCCUUCCUCUCCGCUUCCAUCUUCUCUUUCCACUGAGUCAUCUGAAAUCCUCCAGGUCACUCCCGUUGGCUCUUCAUCUCUUGGUACCACGCGGACCUCUCCAGUAGAGCGUUCUGAUUGUUCACGCCCCCCUCUCGCAACUCCUCCUGACCCGCGGCGCUGCCCAGUUCUCCCUGGAAGUGAGACUACCAUUGAGAUCUGUAAAGAGAGUUUAGGCCUGGGCCUCAGCAUUGUGGGAGGAUGUGACACUCUGCUGGGGGCAGUAAUAAUCCAUGAAGUGAACGACGGCGGAGCAGCACAGAGAGAUGGAAGGCUGCAGGCUGGUGACCAAAUAUUAGAGGUGAAUGGCAUAGACCUGAGACAAGCGACGCACGACGAGGCCAUCGCGGUGCUGCGGCUCACCACACAGCGUGUUCAGCUGUGUGUCUUCAGGCACCAGGAGGCCUACAGGGAGGAGGACCUGUGGGACGUCUUCUGUCUGGAGCUCAUCCCUCGUCCUGGACAGGGGCUGGGACUCGCCACCGUGGGGAAGAGCAAUGACACGGGCAUAUUUGUGUCAGAAAUCAUCAGAGGAGGAGCAGCAAAUUCAGAUGGCAGGUUGAUGCAUGGCGACCAGAUUCUGUCAAUCAAUAGGGAAGAUGUUCGUGCAGCAUCUCAGGAGCACGUGCAGUUUCUGCUGCAGAGCUGUACAGCAGCAGUCCACCUGGAAGUGGCCCGUUUUAAAGCAGGGGUGCAGUACUCCCACAGAUGCCAGGAAUAUUUUAAGUUGUGUUUUAUCCAGAGCGAAGACUCCGACAGCUCCACUCCGACUCCCCUGAGUGGAUGUGAUGCAUCUGUUAAGCACCAGAGGGAGACAGACAACAAAACAGGAGGCAACUACCCUGACAUCAGAAAAGUAAAAAUCCAAAAGGGUUCAAGUGACAACCUGGGCAUUUGUUUAGCUGGAGGACUUGGCAGUCCCCAUGGCAACAUACCUCCUUUUAUUGCAACCAUGGAUGCCAAUGGACUGGCCGCUAAAACACGGGAAAUACAGACAGGAGACCAGAUCCUCUGCAUCAAUGAUGUGUCCACAGAGGGAAUGACUCAUGCUCAUGCUGAAGCCCUGCUGAAGAAUGCCACCGGAUCCAUCACUCUGCAGCUGGCAGCAGGUUUUAACGGAUGUAGCCCACAGGAUCCCAGCGGCGAGGAUGUCAGGUCAUCAGACCUAACCAGCAGCACGACCGGCUCUCACAACAACUUCUGUCCACGCGUGUACAGGACUAUCACUCUGGAGAGGGGCUCAUCGGGCCUGGGCUUCAGCAUCGUAGGGGGGUUUGGCAGUCCUCAUGGGGAUCUGCCAAUCUAUGUCAAAACUAUCUUCAGCAAGGGAGCAGCCAUCGAGGACGGCAGGUUGAAAGGGAGCGACCAGAUCAUUGCUGUGAACGAACACUGCCUGGAGGGAGUGACUCACGCUGAAGCUGUGGAUAUCCUGAAAAGGACCAAAGGAACUGUAGUCCUCACCGUGCUCUCCUGAGAUAAGGAUCUCUCUGACCAGUUUUGACUUGAUCUCAUCGAAAUGACGGUCUGGAUUUAGCUGCCACUGGUGGAACUGCUUCACACGAAGCCGAGGAGCCAGUCACGGUCGUGGAAGCAAGGAAGUAUAAGCACACAUAGAUCUAGUUUUGGGAAGCUCUAACUGCGAGCACAGCUUAGACAUAAUUCAUCAGCUUAAAUGAAACUUCAGACCAAAGUCAUGAACUUUGAUUAGAUCUGGUUUAUAAAACACAUAUUACAUAAUAACACGGAUGACACUAUGAUCAGGCUUUAGAACAAAAGCAGCUGUGCUGUAUUUGUGUGCAGUAGUGUCCUCAUUAUCACUGAUUCUUAUUAACGUGAAAAACAAAACAAGAAUAAUAUCACAUGUUCAGUAUUUACUCUGCCCAAUGACCUCUGUUCAGUCACAACAUGCCAAGUGCUUCUGCCAACGUUUUAUAUGGCAACACCAGAGUUAUUAUGAAGGCCUGUUUAACUUCCCUUCACUUUCUUUUACUCCAUUAAUUCCAAAAUGUGUCAUGAUUCCUCAAAAACAUAAACUUCUUACAUAAGGUCUGAUUAUUAGCAGUAAUAAUCAAAACCUGACUAAGACAUGUGUCGCAGCUCCUGAAAGCAGCUGUUAUUGUUAAUCAUGUGUAUUUAUAGUCUUCAGUCUGAACAGUUGUUUCUUAGGAUGACAAGAAAGUAUUGUUGUAGUGUAAUGUCUGGUUUUUGUUCAGAAACCUUCCUGAUUCUGUUUUUAUAUGAUUGCAUUUACACUCACACUGUUUUCUUCGCUGUGAUUUAUUUAAGCUGCUGCGGCUCUUACACUUGUGUGCUUUAUUUAGCGCAACAUAAUACUGUAUCAUCUAUUAAAUGUUCAUUUGUA
Nothobranchius furzeri (turquoise killifish) is the source of this 6979-nucleotide messenger RNA. Its product is annotated as multiple PDZ domain protein. Lineage: Eukaryota; Metazoa; Chordata; Actinopteri; Cyprinodontiformes; Nothobranchiidae. Gene Ontology annotation, cellular component: plasma membrane; cytoplasm; bicellular tight junction. Gene Ontology annotation, biological process: microtubule organizing center organization; tight junction assembly; regulation of microtubule cytoskeleton organization. Gene Ontology annotation, molecular function: protein binding. The record is from RefSeq and is a predicted model, not a curated record.